Ooceraea biroi (clonal raider ant) is the source of this 2027-nucleotide messenger RNA. RefSeq lists its product as uncharacterized. NCBI's taxonomy places the organism in Eukaryota, Metazoa, Arthropoda, Insecta, Hymenoptera, Formicidae. The record is from RefSeq and is a predicted model, not a curated record.
UUUUUUAUGAAUUCAACCAUGUAUAAUAAAGUUGCGUUCCGAGAAAUCAUUUUCGAGAAUUAAUUACAAACGCCUCCGUAUAUACGCUAUUUGUGCCCGUCCAUGUGACCGAUUUCUUUACGCAACACAUUUUGUCCGCAUCUUCUCUUAAUAACAGAUGACUACAUCAUAACUGGUAAAACAUAUUUUGUAACGAACAAAAGAGAACUUUAAUAUGUCAAAAGUCAAGUUGAAUGCGUCGUGUAACAGAUUACUAUGCGGCGAGACAGACUAAUUUUAGAGGCUUCCUUCAUUAAUAACAAUAGACGGAUAGAUGUAUACAUUACAUGUUGCACUUAUUUAUUACUUAUUGUUUUAGGUAGAAAUGAUAGUAAUAUCUUAAGACAUCAUAGAUCGCAGCUAUUUCUAUAACUUUAAUUUAAAAUCUACGGAAAAGAUGAAAUAGGUGGAAAAAUUGAAUUGUAAUAGAACAAUACAAGAACGUUGUAAGUGAUAUGAAAUAGAUAAUGUAGACAUAUAUAUCAUUUGAGCAGUAGUAUAAAAUGCCGUCACUUUGCCAGCGUCACUCUAGUACAUUACACUGUCUUAUCAUGUACUAUUAUCGCAGUAUGUUUUGUACGACCUUUUACUAUUAAUGGGCAAGAGCAGCAUUAUGGCAGAGAAUAUUUAGUAAUAUGUUUAUUAGAAAAUAGAACAAAGAUCAGAUCUGUUCAUAAUGCUGGAGAGCAUAGCAGAGAUAUUGGACAGUUAAGAAAUCGUGUAGAAUUUAUACGUAAUAGAGAUAGUAGAGAUGAAAGUCAUCGAUGAGUCAGAAUAAAUAAUACGUAAAUGAAAAUUAAGAUUUUUUUCAAGAAAGUUUGCAACUAAUUGUAAAAGGAGUACGGAAAAGAUGAAAUAGGUGGAAAAAUUGAAUUGUAAUAGAACAAUACAAGAACGUUGUAAGUGAUAUGAAAUAGAUAAUGUAGACAUAUAUAUUAUUUGAGCAGUAGUAUAAAAUGCCGUCACUUUGCCAGCGUCACUCUAGUACGUUACACUGUCUUAUCGUGUACUAUUAUCAGUGUGAAUUAUUAAUAGCUACGAGUAGUAGGUAUGUAUUGAUAUUUUGAAAAUGUCUACUAAUCUUUAUAUGUUUUUUUCACAAUUUUACAAUUUUAUUAUUUUUUGUCAAAUAUAAUAUAACUUUAUAUUAGUCAUGUUUUUCUUACAGUAUAGCAAAGAUAUUUCUUGGUACUUCGGAUCUUUUGUAGAAAAUAUGUAGAAAAUACGCAGACGUUUAUGUAUUACGUUAUUCAACUUCUUUAUUGAAACAGACCUCCCUUGAAAAACAAAUAUUUUAAAAAAGCAAAAUGCAAUUCAAUCCGAGAAACGUCAUAAUACUGCUGUUUACUGCUGCUACUUUUAAUUUGCCACAAACUCCUGUUACAAAUGAGGAAAUGGAAGUAAAAGAGAAAAUAGAAAACAUGCUGCAAAAAAUGUACGAGGAUAAAUACGAAAUUGAAGAAGAAGAUUCUCUUGAUUUUGAAAAUUCAUUUGAUAUACCUGAAACAGAACCAGUAGCAGAGAAAGAAGAAAAUGAAAACGAAAUAACAUAUGUAAAGGAAAUGAUAUGUGUAAAUGAUGAUAUUCCAAUUGAAUAUAAAAGAAAUGCUGUUGAGUUUUGGAAACCUGUUAAUUCAAUUAAGACAAAACCUCUCGAGUCUGUGAAACAUAGAUUUCGGAAAGUUACAUCCUUACGUCAAUUACGAAGAUGGCAAGAACAAGUGAAUAGAGGUGGAACUAGAUUGCAGAAGCUGAAAGAAAUUGCAUCAUAUACAUUAGAGAAAUUCAAAGAAGGUCUUGAGAAAGGAGUAAUUAUUCACGACACUGAUAUUACUCGAUGGGCCCUGAAAGCGCAACAGGAAAUAAAUGCACCAGGAUUUACAGCAUCAAUUGGAUGGGUAAAAAGAUUUAAGCUAGCACAUAAUAUUGUUUCCCGAAAAAUUACAAAAUUUGUUACAAAAAAGACUUUGCAAUCAAAGAAAAUCUGA